GAAGGGUUGCUGCGGUCAUUGUGAAAGCAUCGUGCGUCCCCUAAAGGGCGUCUAAUCCCUAUUGCUGUUUUCCAUGUGACGGACCUACAUGUGAGAUGAGAGUGAUCUUCAGUCAUAGCGGACAAAAUUUCUUUGCUCACUGGUCUCAUCAGACACUGAAAAACGUUUGCUCAGUGGGGAGUCCUACAACUACAUAAUGAUUCUUAUUAGUAGCAGUCGGUGUCGUAUGUCAUCCGCGAUGAGGUGGAGAAGUAUAACCGCAAUGGAGUUAAUGCCCUGCAGCUGGACCCAGCCUUGAACCGGCUCUUCACCGCCGGCAGAGACUCCAUCAUCCGGAUAUGGAGCGUCAACCAGCACAAGUAAUCUCGGCCUCCUCGGACACCACGGUGAAGGUCUGGAAUGCGCACAAAGGCUUCUGUAUGUCGACGUUGCGGACGCAUAAGGACUAUGUCAAAGCCUUAGCAUAUGCUAAAGAUAAAGAACUGGUGGCCUCGGCAGGCCUUGACAGGCAGAUCUUCUUGUGGGACGUGAACACAUUAACAGCUCUUACUGCCUCAAAUAACACAGUCACCACAUCUUCACUUAGCGGAAAUAAGGACUCCAUCUAUAGCCUGGCAAUGAACCAGAUGGGCACAGUCAUUGUGUCAGGCUCCACUGAAAAGGUAUUACGAGUUUGGGAUCCUCGAACUUGUGCCAAACUCAUGAAGUUGAAAGGCCACACAGACAACGUCAAGUCAUUGCUCUUAAACCGCGAUGGCACACAGUGUUUGUCGGGCAGUUCCGACGGAACCAUCCGGCUGUGGUCGCUGGGCCAGCAGCGCUGCAUCGCCACGUACCGCGUCCACGACGAGGGCGUGUGGGCACUGCAGGUCAACGAGGCCUUCACGCACGUCUACUCUGGUGGCCGCGACCGCAAGAUCUACUGCACGGACCUACGCAACCCGGACAUCCGCGUUCUCAUCUGUGAGGAGAAGGCCCCGGUCCUCAAGAUGGAGCUUGACCGAUCUGCAGACCCUCCCACAGCACUCUGGGUGUCCACCACCAAGUCUACAGUUAAUAAAUGGUCUCUAAAGGGCAUGCAUAAUUUCCGAGCAUCUGGUGAUUAUGACAACGACUGCAGCACUCCCCUGACGCCACUUUGCACACAGCCAGAGCAGGUCAUCAAAGGGGGAGCCAGUAUAAUCCAGUGCCACAUCCUUAAUGACAAAAGACACAUCCUUACCAAAGACACAAACAACAAUGUAGCAUAUUGGGAUGUGUUGAAGGCUUGCAAGGUUGAGGACCUAGGAAAGAUGGAAUUUGACGAGGAAAUCAAGAAACGCUUCAAGAUGGUCUAUGUGCCAAACUGGUUCUCUGUGGAUUUGAAAACCGGGAUGCUGACAAUCACUCUGGAUGAGAGUGACUGCUUUGCCGCUUGGGUCUCGGCCAAGGAUGCAGGGUUCACUAGUCCUGAUGGAUCGGACCCAAAGCUGAAUCUUGGAGGACUCUUACUGCAAGCCCUGCUAGAAUACUGGCCACGGACACACAUCAAUCCCAUGGAUGAGGAGACCGAGCUCAAUCACGUGAAUGGGGAGCACGAGAGCAGAAUACAGAAAGGGAAUGGCUACUUCCAGGUGCCUCCACACACCCCCGUCAUUUUCGGGGAGGCAGGAGGGAGGACUCUGUUCAGGUUGCUCUGUCGAGAUUCAGGUGGUGAAACUGAAUCCAUGCUGCUCAACGAGACCGUUCCACAGUGGGUUAUUGACAUCACCGUGGAUAAAAAUAUGCCGAAAUUCAACAAAAUCCCAUUCUACCUCCAGCCACACUCAUCCUCUGGAGCAAAAACGCUGAAGAAGGACCGCUUGUCAGCCAGCGACAUGCUCCAGGUGCGCAAAGUGAUGGAGCACGUGUACGAGAAGAUCAUCAACCUGGACAACGAGUCCCAGGCGGGCGGCGCGGCCAGCGAGAAGCCCAGCGAGCAGAAGGAGGAGGAGGACAUGGCCGUGCUGGCCGAGGAGAAGAUCGAGCUACUGUGCCAGGACCAGGUCCUGGACCCCAGCAUGGACCUGCGGACGGUGAAGCACUUCAUCUGGAAGAGUGGGGGCGACCUGACGCUUCACUACCGCCAGAAGUCCACGUGAGGGCAGGAGGGGGGACUGCUGCACUCCAAACCAACGCCUGUUCCUAACCCCCUGCCCCCCC
This is a messenger RNA of Sardina pilchardus (European sardine), 2181 nucleotides long. RefSeq names its product WD repeat-containing protein 48. The transcript is spliced from 18 exons. Gene Ontology annotation, molecular function: ubiquitin binding. Lineage: Eukaryota; Metazoa; Chordata; Actinopteri; Clupeiformes; Clupeidae. The record is from RefSeq and is a predicted model, not a curated record. Gene Ontology annotation, biological process: double-strand break repair via homologous recombination. The coding region runs from base 339 to 2120 and encodes 593 amino acids.